AUGUCGUACAUUUUUCUCUUUGAAGUUAUCGUCGAUGAUUUGCAAAUAUUUUUGGACGUUCGAAAUUCUAGCACCGGCACCGGUGCGCAAGAUGACUCCGCUGCGGUAAGACGCGAGCUCUGCGUCCGUUUGCAGCUAUCCAACUUGGUACGGUGUGAGAUAUGCGAAAAAGAUUUCGGCUCUGCGCUAGACUUGGAGGUGCGCAAAACCGGAGAAAACUGUCUGUUUGCGUACAAUCCGAGCAGCGAGCUGCAGGAGGAGCUUGAGCUACGAAUAUCGGCCCAUGAGAAGGGUUCGGAUGGGGUGAAAAAGAUGGUCGGAAGUUGGAAGGAACCGGGUCGUGAAAUGUUGGUCGGACUUGCGCAGGCAUACGAUUUGCAGAAUGGAAUGAUGCCACAGGAGGAAAAUUCGAAUGAAUCGUUGGUGUCCGGUGAGAUGGAGCAAACGCAACGAAACAAGCCAGUUUCGAAUACGUUCAAGGCAUCGUAUCCACUUGAGAUGGAAACGGGAAAUGUAGUUGUUGGGAUUGUCAUCCUUACUGUGCGAGUUUCCUGUCUGGGUCCAAACAUCAACCAGAAGGUGUUGUUUGGUGGUCGUGAUCUUGACCAACAGCCGGUAACGUGCUAUAAAAUGGAGAACGAGCCAGUCGUACAGUGCGUAACGCUGGAGGACCAAGACGAUCAGGUGUUGGUAGCUCCUAAAGCAAGUCUUGCUAGUAUCGUGGGAACCGAAAUCGUCCCGGAGGUUCAGCCGUACGAUGAGUAUGCUGCUGAACUGAAUGGAAACGCUAUAUGCAUUCGCGUGGAGAAGGAUGCGAAUAUUGCUGUAAGCAUCGAUGGCGAGGAGAGCAACGAGUGUACCAAAGGAUGUUGGACUUCCCUUACGCUUCCGGACGGUGUGUACGGUUUGAAGGAGGAAUACAUCCGACACGAAGCGAAUGGAUGUAAACUUCCCGUCAUCCGAGGCACCCUCAAGUACCCGGCAUAUCACUGGUCCGGUGACUUUAUGGUCGCCAAAAAAACCACCCCCGUAACGGUGGAAGACUAUCGGAAAAAGCCCGACCCUACCCGUACCGUUGGCCUGCAGGCGCUUCCGGAGCAGUUGGAACGAGCCUGCGCCGGAAUCGAAAUCUGCCGUAAAGGUUGGCACGAUCCUAACGUGGACGUGUUUGUGCUUAAGCUGGGCAAGAACAAGCGUACCAGCGGGGAAGGUAAUCCACGCAACGAGGUGGAAAUCGAACUGCGAACUCCGCGCGGUCCUUCUCAAGAAAUACGGCCAAAGGUAUCGCGUGGCAUGCAGGUGAUUGAGGAAGAGUUUGAACCGGCCGGAGAAAUGAACCGACCGGGAGCGGCCACCCCACCGACCGGUGAAGGAGACAAGGCCGACAAGAAGGGGAAGGCAGCCGGUAAAAAAGGCAAAAAGAAGUAG
Messenger RNA from Anopheles maculipalpis, 1428 nucleotides. RefSeq lists its product as uncharacterized. Lineage: Eukaryota; Metazoa; Arthropoda; Insecta; Diptera; Culicidae. The record is from RefSeq and is a predicted model, not a curated record. The coding region runs from base 1 to 1428 and encodes 475 amino acids. The transcript is spliced from 2 exons.